UCGCCACAUAAUGCUUCUACAUACAGAUGACGUAGUGCUAUCUAUAAGAUUGUAGUAAGCUUAGAACGCUGUCCGUUGUGGAUCGAGGAAGCAGUGAGAAACAACGGCGGAAGUGGGGAUCGUGCGCCAUUUUCUAUUUUUGCAUAGCAGUGAAUUAGUGUUGUGUGUGUACAUUUUGUGUGAUAAAUCGAUGGAUUAAUAGUAAUUGGAAGAGGACGUGUCGAAGUAAUGAAAUGAUUUUGGGAAACACGUGCUUCGAAUCUCACGCAAUUAAUUUCUUUAUUUUGCGUUUGCGUUCUGUAUUAACGUGUGUAAACUCGUAUACUCGUAGCACGUAAACACUUUUUCUUCAUUUCUCUUUUCAACGAGUGAGAGUGGCCGAGCUGUCUAUAUUAGAACUAUAGGGGCAGUUAAAGAACGAUCGUUUGUCCUAUUGAAAUUUUUUCCUCGCUUAAAAGAUAAACUAAAAUAUAGAAGGGAAAACCAGUCUGUGAUACUAAACAGUACUAAGGUAUAUAGCUAGAUAUAAACUCUACAAUUAGAUAUACGUAUGUAUGGCAUAUGAGACGUAGAUAGAUCACAUAAAAGAUCUAGAAAAAAAAAAAAAAUAAUAAAAGUCUGUAUAGUGAGUGCUGUGAAUUUACCUUGUUCAAAGAAUAAAGGUGAUCAAGAGCAGAAUGUCUCAGGAAUCUGUGACAAAUGACAAGCAACUACCAACUCCAAAAGAUGAAGGAGAUGAAGCAAUUAUAUCCAUGUCGGUAGCUGGGGAGGUAACCGACACUUCAAUUAUGGAAGUGGGCCGUUCAAGACCUCAAUUCCAAUAUUCCCGGGAGGAGUUAAUGGUGAUAAAGAGUUUGCCGUUAUCUAAGCGGAGGCCUGAUUUCUUAGACAUCUCGUACAAUAAUUCGCGCGGAGUAUGGGAUCCAGAACGUUGGCAUUCGGGUAGGAAGCGAAGCGAUACACUUCCGAAGGAUGAAAGAGCCGGCCGUGCCGAUCAAGUAACCGAAAGCCAUAAUAAACGUCGGAACGGAGAUCCACGAGAACGUAUUCGGAAAGAACAGGAUGGUAUAGUUUUGAGUCCUCAACGUAGAAGUUUUAAUUCAGGUUGUUUCGUUAAUGUGAAUCAACCGUCGAAUCGACGUCCUGAAAGUCCGAUAGGAAAAGCGGAGGUAUCAUCGGUGGGCCAUAGAGAAUCCGUUCGACGAAUCGGAAGUGGUAGAAUUUUAACUCGGGAUAUAUGGGACUUCAGACCGGAAAACGAAAAGCUCGAGCCUGCUUUUCGUCCCGGGGCAAGCGGUGGUGCUUCUAUUCGCGAUCGCGAUAACAGAGACACGCGUGACGGAAAGGAUCGGGAGAAUGUGAGGGACAGGGAACGGGAACGCGACAAUUUGCGUGAUCGGGAUGACCGAAACGAACGGUUCGAACGAAGAUCGUUUGGUCGCGACUAUAGAGAGAGGGACAGAGAAAGGGAGCGUGAUCGGGAGAGAGGUGUUGAACGGAACGAUCGUAAUCAUCGAUCAGAUCGUGAUAAAGAUCGUGGAAGGGAGCGAAGAUUCAGCAACGAUCGGAGACGAACUUACAGCGAAAAUCGUAACGAUGCGGAUGAACCUGAAUGGUUUAUAUCCGGGCCAACGUCUCAGCAUGACACCAUUGAAUUAAGAGGUUUCGAGGAUAUUCCUGAGGAGAAGGCAUUGAACAACAACAACAGUAGUAAUAAUAGUAACAAAAGUAAGAAACAAACUCCGGUUCAGAAGAAACGUGGUAAGAAGAAUUCAUUGGAGAAAGAUGAAAAGCAGAACGAUAAUUCAGCCGGUCCGAAGGGACGUAGUACGCCGACCACCAUGGAUCAACCUAUAAACGUAGCUGCACCACAUUCACCUAUUUCCGAACAACACGAAUCGUCGUCUGUUACGCAGAAAGCAGCGAAUCACGAUUCGAACGAAAGCGCUGUAACCGAACAGAGUUCCGAAACUGCGGGUACGGAUAACUCUAGUACUGUUAAUCAAAAUCAAGAAGACAGCCAUCCUGAUUUCAAUCUUGAUGAGUUUCUGAAAUCUGACACGUUACCUGGGGUUCCUGGACUUCUGACAAAUGGAGUUGGCUCGAACGGAGGUUCCUGUUCCCGGUUUAGUCAAUGGUUUAAAAGAGAAAGUCCAGUUCAACAGCUGGAUAGUCGUCGGACUUCAAUACAAGAUGAUAUACUGAAUAAUCUUCUGAAUGAUAUUACCGAGCCAAAUAUUCAAAUUCCAUCAGUCACUGAAUCUAACACUUAUUUCACUCCUAUCUCUCCUGCCAAUACCACGACAACAAAUAAUACUACAUCCGCUACUGGAGUAAAACUGCUGGAAAUGCUGCAGCGUGGAAACAAAUCAACGCAGAACGGACAAGGGGAUGUUGCUAAUACUGGUGUACCAUUGAUGAAGAGCGCAUCUAUUAAAGAUAUGGGUGAGAAAGUCGGUGGAAAGGUUGUGCAUAGCCUGGAGGAAUUAGAAGCACGUAUGCGAGGUGGUGCUCCUCCCCCCACAUCUUCAAAUGAUCAACCUCGUGUAAAUAAGACUGAAGAAGAUCUCUCCGCUUUUAAGAAAUUGCUUGCUCAAGUAACUGGCGGACAAGCUAUACCAGCAGCAAACGGCCCUAUCUCUCAAAAACAACCUGUGACAUUGAUACAAUUGCUGAAUUCUCAACUGAAAAAUCAACCAAUUGCCCCCCAGCAAUCGGUCCCGGAACCAAUGCAUGCGACGACAUUUAAUCAUGUUGGAUCUCUUGGGCCAACCCAACAUCCGCAUCAAGCACAAGUGCAACACGAAAAUCUAAUGAAAGUGUUGCAAAUUCAACAGCAACAGCAGCAGCAGCAACAACAACAGCAGCAGCAGCAGCAAAAACGACAUCAACAGCAGCAGCAGCAGCAGCAACAGCACUCUGAUAUGUUACCGAUGAUGAUGGGUAAUCAACGAAUGUUAGGAAUGAGCCCUGUACCUCCAGAAAUGCAAAUGAUGCUUAACAAUGCUCCUACCAGCCAAGAAUUACUACAGCGACCUGAAGCUCAAGCUAUAAUUCAAGGUCUUCAGCAAGGGGAAAUAACUAGACAGCAUCUAAUACAACAACUCCAGAAUCCAGCAAUGCAACAUCGUCACAGGGAAGUUCUAGUAAAUAUUUUAAAAAUCUAUGGGGGUACUACCCCUCGUACAGUAAGUCCGCAUCCUAGCGCACCUACUCCUCAAGAUCAUAUCUUGCAACAGAUGUUGUAUCAGCAGCUACAACAAAGGAUUCCAUCACCUAUGAAUAACGUGAUGCAGCAUAGAGUUCCCUCACCGCGGGAGAUUGUUAUGCAUGCUCAAUCUAUAAUGCAAAGUGCUUUAAUUAAGAAAAAAUUGGAGGAACAACGUGAGAAUUUCCGUAAGCGGCAAGAUCAACAGCAGCAGCAGCAGCAACAACAACAGCAACAGCAACAGCAACAAGCUCAGCAAAGAGCGUCAAGUCCUGUUAACUCUCCGGCGAAGCAGACCAUGAGUCCAACACCACUUGCUUUUACCCCAACAUCGGUGUUACGUAAAAUGACUGCUGAUAAGGAACCUGAUGGUAAUACUAAUGAUCCAUCAAAGUUGGGAGUUCAGUCUCAGACAUCACAAAUGCAACAAAUGCAGUCUGCAGUCCAAUUAUUGACCCAAGCAGUCCUUUCUCGACAUAAUACUCUACGACCACAAUCUGUUCAACCUACAUGGUCAAAUCCAACUAUUAAACAACAUCCAGGUCGGCCAAUAGUGAAAGGUGGAGACGGUAACGGCGGUAAUCACUUCCAAUACAGUGGAAAUUCAGAUUUCCAACAGCAACAGCAGCAACACAGAACGGUUUCAAGCGUGUAUGGUAAUCCUGCACGCUCCAAACAUACUAUGACUAGUUCUAUACCACAUCACAAUGUUCCACAAUACAAUGUUGCUCAGAAUUCUAUGAUAAAUCAGAGGUCAAAUCCUAUAAACAACCAAAUAAAGGUACAGCAGGCCCAGUCGCAUCUUGCUAAUAUGCAACAUCAACCUCCACCACAACAGCAACAACACCGGACUCUUAACUCACAAAUGCAAAUGGUUUUAAAUCAAAACUACAAUUCCAAUCGUGCAGAUGGGCGAGUAAUGCGGUCGCAGCAGUUGAACAUGCCCAUAGGUCGUCAAACAUCACCUCCGCAUAACGGUGGAGAUCUUUCGCAUACUUCAAAUCAAUUAGCACGAUGGUUUAGUCCAGAACUUCUCGCUCAGGCUCGAGCUGGUAAGCUUCCCGAGCUUGUGCAGACAAAUGUUUUAUCACUGGAAGAAUUAGAAAGACUUCAACAUGCAUCGACUACAGUGCAUAAUUAGAUUAAUAUUGUACCUUUUCAUAUGUUCAAUUGCAAGCACAGGAUUCCAUCGGCAGAUUAUUGCUCUAACAAACUAUAUCUUUUAAAUUAGAUGGCUUUUCAUAUUAAACAGUAUGAAGAUUCUCUCAGAAAAGAAGAAGUCUAUUUAAGUGAAACAUAAAAAGUCCUGCUUGCAAAGUCAUUUAGGUAAUGAACCUUAGUGGAAGAAAGGUUUAGUGAAGUAACAUUCAGUUUGGUCAGAAACAUUUUCGGACACAAUACAAGAUCAGUUGAGUAGUAUUUCCUUUCUAUGGGAAUAUCGUUUAUUUUUCUUUCUUUUUUUUUUUUUUUUUUUU
Osmia lignaria (orchard mason bee) is the source of this 4683-nucleotide messenger RNA. RefSeq lists its product as uncharacterized. Gene Ontology annotation, cellular component: cytoplasm; nucleus. The record is from RefSeq and is a predicted model, not a curated record. Gene Ontology annotation, molecular function: mRNA binding. Gene Ontology annotation, biological process: negative regulation of translation. Lineage: Eukaryota; Metazoa; Arthropoda; Insecta; Hymenoptera; Megachilidae.